CUUCAGUUAUUGCCUUUUCCUGCAUACUUUGUAUCUAAUAUUUUGGAUUUGUUAUUGCUUUAUUUAGAUCUCUUUAAUGGUAAAUUCUAGAACUAUUUGAUUGGUUGACAGAACAAGUCCUCAGAAUUCAGGAAUAGAAUUUUGGGUCACUAGCAGCUUUAGCAUCUUUCAUGAAUCAUAAGUGCUUUUAAUUUCACACUCAAAUUUUAGCUAUGCCAACAUGUUUGGAUAAAUUAGUAUGUGUAUGUAGUUGGAGGUGUUCUAGAAGUAUUCUGGAGUGUUAUUGUCCUCAACUUUGCUGAUACUUUUUCGAUAUCUUUUCGGCAUAUUUUGGUUAGCAAAAGGUUGGAAAUAUGUUGGAAAAGGUGGAGAAAGCUUUUGACCCUGAAGAAUUUAUCGAAGAAUUUGAGGUUCUCACAAGGGAUGCUGGGAGAGUCCAAAAUGAGACGUUGAAGAAAAUUUUGGAAGAGAAUCGAAGAACAGAGUAUCUACAGAAAUGGGGUCUUGAUGGAAAAUUUGAUCCCAAGAGUUUUGCUGAACUUGUGCCUAUUGUCACACACAAGGAUUUGGAACCAUUCAUCCGGAGGAUCGUGGAUGGCGAUGCUUCUCCAAUUCUCACCGGAAAGCCGAUAAAGACCAUUUCUUUGAGUUCCGGCACCACUCAGGGUAAGCCCAAGUUUGUGCCUUUCAACGAUGAUCUGGUGGAAUCCACUAUGCAGAUAUAUAAGACAUCUUUUGCCUUCAGAAACAGAGAAUAUCCAAUUGGAAGUGGAAAGGCGUUACAGUUUAUCUAUAGCAGCAAGCAGUUUAAAACAAGUGGGGGACUUCCAGCUGGAACUGCUACAACAAAUGUUUAUCGUAGUUCACAAUACAAGAAAACCAUGAAGGCAAUGCAGACACCUUGUUGUAGCCCUGAUGAAGUAAUAUUUGGUCCAGACUUUCAUCAAUCUUUGUACUGUCAUCUGCUAUGUGGCCUUAUAUCCUCUGAUGACAUUCAAGUCGUGUCCUCUACAUUUGCCCACAGCCUUGUUCAUGCCUUCAGGACAUUUGAACAAGUCUGGGAAGAACUCUGUAAUGACAUCCGAAACGGAGUCUUGACCAGUCGAAUUACUGUUCCAUCUAUCAGAACAGCUAUGUCAAAACUACUCAAGCCAAAUCCAGAAUUGGCUGAUAUGAUCUAUGAGAAGUGUUCAAGGCUAAGCAACUGGUAUGGACUAAUUCCGGAGCUAUUUCCCAAUGCUAAGUACAUAUAUGGUAUCAUGACUGGAUCAAUGGAGCCUUAUUUGAAUAAGUUGAGGCACUAUGCAGCAGAUCUACCAUUGCUAAGUGCUGAUUAUGGGUCUUCGGAAGGAUGGAUUGGGGCAAAUGUUAACCCAAACUUGCCACCAGAGUUGGCAACUUUCGCUGUGCUUCCAAAUAUUGGAUAUUUCGAAUUUAUACCUCUGAGACAGAAUCUUGAUAAUCUUGCUGUGGAAGGAUCUGAUGCCACCUUCCUCGGGUUAGAGCCCAAGCCGGUGGGCUUGAGUGAAGUCAAAGUUGGCGAAGAAUAUGAGAUCCUUGUUACCAAUUUUGCAGGGUUGUACAGGUAUAGAUUAGGAGAUGUGGUCAAGGUGAUGGGAUUUCACAACUCAACCCCGGAACUCCAGUUUGUUUGCAGGCGUAAUCUUCUGCUCACAAUCAAUAUUGACAAGAACACUGAGCGGGAUUUACAGCUAUCAGUAGAAUCAGCAGCCAAACUUCUGGCUGCAGAAAAACUUGAAGUUGUGGAUUUCUCAAGCCGGGUUGAUUUAUCCACAGACCCUGGCCAUUAUGUCAUUUAUUGGGAAAUAAGUGGCGAAGCCAAUGAUGAGAUCUUGAGGGAGUGCUGCAACUGUUUGGAUAAAUCAUUCGUGGAUGCAGGUUAUAUGAGCUCACGUAAAGUCAAUGCCAUUGGACCACUCGAGCUUCGGGUCUUGAGAAAAGGCACAUUUCAUGAGGUUCUUGAUCAUUUUGUGGGAAUGGGAUGUGCUGUAAGCCAGUUCAAAACUCCCCGGUGCGUUGGUGCGAAUAAUAGCAGGGUGUUACAGAUACUGUCUAACAAUGUUGUCAAGAACUAUUUUAGCACUGCCUAUUGAAUAAAUUUGUAAAAAUGCAGUCAAGGCAUUUUAGAAAUAAACUAGGCAGUACUCAGCCCAGAAAAGAGAGAGGUAGAGAAGUGAAGUCUUUUUGUGUAAUUCUUGUUCUCAUGUUCCAUGUAGUGAGUGUAUAAAGAACUUGCAGAAGUCUAUUGUAAAUACUGAACUGAAGUUGCUGUGUUUAUUGUACACAAAACCUUGAUUCC
Messenger RNA from Daucus carota subsp. sativus, 2320 nucleotides. RefSeq names its product jasmonoyl--L-amino acid synthetase JAR4. Gene Ontology annotation, molecular function: acid-amino acid ligase activity. The transcript is spliced from 5 exons. Gene Ontology annotation, cellular component: cytoplasm. The record is from RefSeq and is a predicted model, not a curated record. The coding region runs from base 354 to 2114 and encodes 586 amino acids. NCBI's taxonomy places the organism in Eukaryota, Viridiplantae, Streptophyta, Magnoliopsida, Apiales, Apiaceae.